This is a messenger RNA of Rhea pennata, 914 nucleotides long. Its product is annotated as vacuolar protein sorting-associated protein 29-like. NCBI's taxonomy places the organism in Eukaryota, Metazoa, Chordata, Aves, Rheiformes, Rheidae. Gene Ontology annotation, cellular component: endosome; retromer complex. Gene Ontology annotation, biological process: intracellular protein transport; retrograde transport, endosome to Golgi. The transcript has 4 exons. Bases 28 to 573 code for a protein of 181 amino acids. The record is from RefSeq and is a predicted model, not a curated record.
GCGAGCGGGGCCGCGCGGCGAGGCGGGAUGUUGGUGUUAGUACUAGGGGACUUGCACAUCCCGCACCGAUGCAGCGGUCUGCCGGUGAAGUUCAAGAAGCUGCUGGUUCCAGGAAAGAUUCAGCACAUCCUGUGUACGGGAAACCUCUGCACUAAGGAGAGCUACGACUACCUCCGGACUCUGGCUGCGGAUAUUCAUGUUGUUAGGGGGGACGCUGAGAGUCUGAAUUAUCCUGAGGAGACGGUUGUAACUGUUGGGCAGUUCAGAAUUGGGUUGAUUCACGGCCAUCAAGUUAUUCCCUGGGGUGAUGUUGCCAGCCUGGCUUUGCUACAGAGGCAGCUGGAUGUGGACAUUCUCAUCUCGGGACACACGCACAAAUUUGAAGCCUUUGAACAUGAAAACAAAUUCUAUAUCAACCCAGGAUCAGCAACAGGCGCCUACAAUGCUUUAGAGAUAAAAAACAUUCCUUCCUUUGUACUGAUGGAUAUCCAGGCAUCCACGGUUGUGACUUAUGUAUAUCAACUAAUUGAGGAGGAGGUGAAAGUAGAAAGAAUCGAGUUCACGAAGUCCUGAAGCAUAUCUGCAUGCACUUACAACUUCUCACCCCUUCUCCUUGUUUCUCUUCCCACUUCUGUCUAACCGGAGGGAGGCCACGAGGGGGGGCUGCAGCAGCACCUUGCACUGUAACUCGGGCAUGAUGCUGCCGCUGCUGCUUGUGCCAGGUUUGGCCCUGGCUCCCGAGCACGCCUUGAAGUGCGGGGAGCUGCUGAGGAGCAGCAAAGCACUCAUGGGAAAUGCUGCGUGUCUCAGAAGGUGCUGCUGCUUUGCUGGCCUCAAGGUGUCACAGGUGGUGGUAGCUUGGGAUUGGAGUUCUCAUGUAAAGCUGUACCGGAAUAAAUCCCUCUCCUGCUGCA